This is a messenger RNA of Polistes dominula (European paper wasp), 4129 nucleotides long. RefSeq lists its product as uncharacterized. NCBI's taxonomy places the organism in Eukaryota, Metazoa, Arthropoda, Insecta, Hymenoptera, Vespidae. The record is from RefSeq and is a predicted model, not a curated record.
CUAGUCCAUCUAUCCGCCUGCCUCGCCCUAAUUCCUUGCUCUUCUUUCAUCUUUCAAUCGGUUCUUUGUCGAGCUUCCCUCCGACGGAGGAUGCAACUCGGCGCUAACGACCUGCACAUGUAUAUAUACAGCAUACAUAUAUAUAUAUAUAUAUAUAUAUAUGUUAGCUCCAAUUUUAAUUCAAUUUACAAGCACGAUUCUGGAAAUGUGUAGAUAAGCAUGUGUACACAUUAAUUGACUCGUCAAAUUUAAAGAACUAAAGAAUUCUGUUGGAGACAGAUGCGGUUUUUAACGAGAAUAAUUGCUUGUCCUCUAUUUCAUCCUCCGACAUAGCUAAUUUUUGCCAAACUUUCAGACGAGUGUUAUUCAUAAAAUAGUAUUUUUAAAAAAAUUAGAUUGAAAUCGUAAAAAAGCUAUGGGUAUGUGGGCGUCAUUAAAAUCAUUCGCGAAUAAUUAUUGUUAAUUACAAGCUCGAGAAGAAUGGCGAGCGUAUUAGCAGCAGAAAUCGAGUAUGCGCGAGAGAUGACAAAUGAAACGAUAGGUGUAAGUUGGAAAAAAAUGAGCGAACCGAAGAGAAUGAUCUUUCUCGUGAUACACAUUUAGAUUGUAAAGACAUUUCUUUUAUUCCACUUACGAAUAUUAGUCCUGUUGUAUUACAAUGGUUUUCUCCUCAUUUAAAUACCUAUUUAUUUAUYGAAUGUCCACUUAUAAGAGUCGUAAGAUAUAGCACCACUAUUAUGAGUACUAUCUCGAUUAAUAUUCCAGGAACAUUACGGGUUUACGACUGUAUGCGCACGUUCGCAUCGUCUAAUCCUUGAAUUUCGAUGCGACUCAAGCACGUUACGAACAUUACCUAUAUCUUUACACUGUUCCUGCCUUGAGAGCCUGUUUUUUCAACAGGAUCCUUAUUAUACACCAUUUCAACGAUCUUACAAUGAUUUAUUAACGAAUUAAUAACGAAUUAAUAACAAUCCCAUCCCCAACCCCCAUAUUUUAUUAAUAAUGGUUACUUUCAACUCGAAGCAAAUUAGCUAAGUUUACCAUUAAAUCAAACAUUUUUCAAUUCAAAACGAUUUUAUCCAAUUAAAAAGCAGGAAAGCAUUUUCCUUCUCUCUCUCUCGUCGUGGCCGUGUCCGGUCGAAGGUAGGAUGGUCAUCGGACCAUCUGUCGUAGGUUUCAAAUGCACGCGAUGUACCAUGACGUUGGAAAAAAUAAUUUGAUAGCGUGCGUCUGUUUUUAAUAUACGCUUUCAUAUGUGCUUUUCAUCAACAGAUAUAUAGAUAAAUAGAUAUAUUGGUUACUUUAUCGUUGAGAAAGUGAAAAAAGAUACAAUACUACGUUCUCUCUGCGAACGUAGAAGAAGACAGAAAAUUGCCGAUCCUAGACUUACGCCAAAUAAUCUCAUCAAAUUUGUUAUAGGCAAUGCAAUGAACGCGCUGAAUUGCGCUUUUAUACGUUGGACGAGUCGAGCAAUUCUGUUGUCUAUUUAUUAAAUAAACGUUCAAGGUGCACUGCGAAAGCAUAGAAACACUCCUUAACUCGAGAAGAGAAGUAUCUUAUGAAAGAUAAAUCGUCAAGAUAAAAAGUCAAGUUCAUAAAUACAUAUAUAUUCAAUUGGCGCAUUGAAUCGAUUUGAAAUGCAAAAAUCCGAUUGAAUGUGGAUCAGAUGGAAAAGCGACAAAGGGAUAAGGUUUUCGUCGAUACGUCUCGAAGGGUUCUUGCUAAAACUUGUAACUCUUAUCAAUGAUUGCCGAUAACGAAAACGCAUCAACGAUCCAUUCUUAUACUCGCACGAAAGAUUAUAGAUUUGAUCGAGGACAGGAGCGAUCGGUUUUGCGGAUGCGUCGUAUCCGGUAAUUUGACUAUUGUCGAUUGUAUCCGACGAUACCACGAACGUGGGUGGGUGCACGACGCAAGUAGAACAUUGCGCGCGCGACGGCCCUGUUGCCCCUUAUACUAUUUCAAUCAAAAUUUAUUUCGUGAAAAAAAACAUUGGAAAAAAGCAAAUUCGUUGGUUUGUUCGCACGUUCGAGUCUUUGCGCACACGAGUAUCGAUUUCCGGAAAAAACCUGUCCCUCUAAUCUGUCAUUUUCUUCUUUUCCUGUUUCUUUCACGGACAUAAAAAGAAUACUGAAUCGUUUAACAUUUUUUAUAUCCUCCUUCCUGUUACUUCCUGUAGCAAGGAGCACAAGGUGUCGUUGGUCAUAGUAGUGAUAGUUUGUACGAUCAUACAGUUAGUACGAUUGAAAGGACAAAUUAGAUAAAUUUACCAAGAUCAUUCGUUUUUAGUUACCGCGAUAAAUACUAUCAGUAAUAUAGUAGAAACGAGGGGAUAAUCUAUUUUGCAACAAGAAGAUAGGUGAGAACUAAAUCUUUUCCUUUUUUUCUCCUUUAUUUAUUCUCCCAGGGUGGAUGCGUCGCGUGAAAUACUUUUUCCUACUUUUCCAAACUUUAUCCACGAUCGUGAAUCUUUUGAUAAAAAGGCACGAAUGCCUACAAUAUAUUUGCUUUUGGCAUGAUUUACGACAGUCUUGCCGGUUACGCGUGCCCUAUAUCCCAUCUCUUUCUUUUUUAAAUGCAUACGCAAAAGAUAUUCGCACAACCGCUCCAAAGUGUAGUUAUAAUGGUAAAAGGAAUAAUCAGAGAAACGAAGUUAUAUGUCGUUGUUAAGGUUUCUCGUUUUUACACGUUCGGCAGAGAGAGAGAGAGAGAGAGAGCGAGAGGGAGAGAGCGAGAGGGAGAGAGAGAGCUCGACCCUUUCUUUCUUUCUUUCUUUUUUUCUUGGGAUGUCACGACCCUCUCGCGACCCUCCUACGACCCUCCUACGACCCUCCUCCUAUAACCCUCGUGCAACCCUUGUGAAAACGACACGCGACACCGCUUGCCCUCUCUCGCGUAACGCAGCCAAGAGUUAGCCGAUGAGACCCGCAGAUGUUUGGCUUCGCUCUUCGACCGAAGUACAAGCGCUCAGGAUGCUGGAACUUGUUAUACCGCAAUACGUGGUACGAGGACAGAACAUACGUCUCGAGUGUAGCUUUAACCUGGACGGUGAAAUACUCUAUUCGGUUAAGUGGUACAAAGAUGGCAACGAAUUUUAUCGAUACGUACCUAGGGAUAUGCCACCUGUAUUGGUUUUCUCACUUCCCGGCGUUACCGUCGACAUACAUAACUCUACCGAACGAUCGGUCGUUCUUUCUUCCGUUAAUCUAAUGAGUUCUGGGAGAUAUAGGUGCGAAGUCUCGGCGGAAGCACCUUCCUUUCAAACAGUAUCCGAUCAUUCGGAUAUGAUGGUAGUCGCUCUACCCGAAAAUGGACCUGUUAUCACAGGUAGACCUGGCAGACGUCGCUAUCAAGUAUCGGACGUUGUGCGAUUCAAUUGUACGUCGGCUAAAUCGAAACCAGCCGCCAUGCUCAGUUGGUUCAUAAAUGGCGAACCUGUCGAUCCGCAAUACCUAAGAGGACCUCAUAUCACUGAGGUAGACCGCGAGGGUCUAGAGACUGCCGUACUUGGUUUGGAGUUUCGUUUGCGUACGAAGCACUUUAAGAAGGGUGACAUGAAGAUCAAAUGCCUGGCGACGAUAGCGACCGUAUAUUGGAAAUCGAACGAGCUCAGUAUAGAGGGUGAAAGGCCCUUAAAGAUGCCGGUAAUGGAGAGUAGAGAGACAAGAGCGCAAGGCCAUACACACGCCGAACACAUUUUAGCCAGUGCAAAUAUCAAAUCCGUAGGAUCGUCCCUGUCGCUAUUAACCCUAGGAUUGUUUAUACUCCGGAUGAUUGUAAAGUAUGUAAAUCUAGACUGUGUACCAAAGAUAUUCCAAUUUUCGCGAUCAACAUUCCUAAUUGUUAAUUAUAGUCGUAGAAUAUGUAAAGAGAUAAAUCCGUAUAAAAUUUCAUAUAUGACAACGGACGACGAGAAUAUUUUGUACAUAUGUACAUAAAUAAAACGUACGUUAUAUAUGUAUGUAUAAGAUUAUAAGGUAAAAUGAUGUUAAGUUAAGGAAUAGAGAAAAAAAGUAUCGCUAUAUUACUGAUCUUUCAGAGUACUGAGAUUUAUAACAAGAGAAUUCUGUCCAAAUAUCUUGUAUACCAAGGAAAUAAAAUCAUAAAGAAAGACAAAAAAAAAAAAAAA